Messenger RNA from Schistocerca piceifrons (Central American locust), 1825 nucleotides. Its product is annotated as forkhead box protein B2-like. Gene Ontology annotation, biological process: cell differentiation; regulation of transcription by RNA polymerase II; anatomical structure morphogenesis. The transcript is spliced from 5 exons. Bases 18 to 1100 code for a protein of 360 amino acids. The record is from RefSeq and is a predicted model, not a curated record. Gene Ontology annotation, molecular function: RNA polymerase II cis-regulatory region sequence-specific DNA binding; DNA-binding transcription factor activity, RNA polymerase II-specific. Lineage: Eukaryota; Metazoa; Arthropoda; Insecta; Orthoptera; Acrididae.
CAUGCAGCGGCGGCGACAUGCCGCGUCCCAGCCGCGACUCGUACGGCGACCAGAAGCCGCCCUACUCGUACAUCUCACUGACGGCGAUGGCCAUCUGGAGCUCGCCCGAGAAGAUGCUGCCGCUGGCGGACAUCUACCGCUUCAUCACCGACCGCUUCCCGUACUACCGGCGCAACACGCAGCGCUGGCAGAACUCGCUGCGGCACAACCUCUCCUUCAACGACUGCUUCGUCAAAGUGCCGCGCCGGCCCGACAGGCCGGGCAAGGGCGCCUACUGGACGCUGCACCCGGCGGCCAUCAACAUGUUCGAGAACGGCUCCUUUCUGCGCCGCCGGAAGAGGUUCAAACUCCCUAAGGUGGAGAAGGAGGCCCUGGAGGCGGGGCUGGCGAGCAUGGCGUCCUCGCUGCACCCAGUGGGCGCGGGCGGCGCGCCGGCCACCACGCUGCCGCGGGCGCUGGCGGCGCCGCCCAAGUCGUUCAGCAUCGACAGCAUCAUCCAGCAGGACGCGCCGCCCCCAGCCGCCCCCGUGCCCGCGCUGCAGCCACCUCCUCAGCCGCAGCCGCAACCGAUACCGCCCACGCACACUCAGCCUCCGCAGCUGCCGCCGCCCGCGCUGCCCGUCAUGCCUACACCUCUAGAUUUCAACCGGCUGGUGCUGACGACGCUGCAGACAGAGCGGGUGUCGCGCUGCUCGUCGGGGAUGUGCCCCGCAGCAGCGGCGGCCGUGGCGGCGUCCUACGUGUCGGCGUGCCUGCACCACCCGCCCCCGCAGCCGCAGCCGCCCCCGCCGCCCCCGGCCGUGUGGCUGCCGCCGCUGGCGCCGCAGUCGUACCCCUACUCGUACUCGUACCUGCACGCGGCCACGCUGUACGCCGCCGCGCUCGGCCUCCUGGGGCCCGCCGCCGCCUCCACGACGGCCGCCGGCGCCGCGGCGCUGCCCAAGGCGCCGCCCCUCAAGCCGCACGCGCUGCCGCCCCCGGCGCACGGACUCGCGCUGCCGCCGCCCGCGCCGCCGGCCACUCCCUUCCUCGACGUCGUCGACUCCAGUUCCAACAGCUCCACCGACUUGUUCGCCGCACACGUCAAGGCCGAGCUCUAGAACACGACCGUAGAGGAGCUCGGCUGAGAGGAACAUUGGUAUCUGAGGAUCCUAAGAAGUCGGCGCAAUGCCGAAAGAAGCCACCACUUGACCAUCCCACCCGGAACUGCAGAGCUGGAGUGGGGUACUGGCUCUUCAGGCUUCCACGAACUCAUCAAAGCUAGGAACGGACAUAACAGUAGCGUUUCUUAGUUACAAAAGAUCCACACCACGAAAGGAAUACAACACAUAGUGUGCUGCCGCUGUGUCAAUACAGAGAUGGUGAACCUGCAAGCACCUGUUCUGAAGAAAAGUUUAUCUCUGUGAGGUGUCAUAUUUUAUUUCUUUGGUGUUCCCGAGUUUGCGAUAUGAUUUGAGUUAUGCUCACAAAGAACAGGGGAUAAAGAUUAUAUUUUAAUAUAUUAAACAGAUGUUCCUUCCAUUGAAUAGCUAUAUUAUGUUACUAUUUCAGCUUAUCAUAACACGUGUUCGUAGUAAGAGGGUUGUCCAGAAAGUAAGUUCCAAUCGGUGGCGAAAUGGAGACCACAUGAAAGCCAGAAACGUUUCAUUUGCAAUAGUAAGGUACACCUUCCACCUACUUCUCUACAUAGUUUCUGCUCCAACGUCGAAUUCUGUCGUAGUGUUGCAUCAACUUUCCAAUAUCCUCGUCAUAGAAAGUAGCCGCCUGUGCUUUUGGCUUGUUAUCUGCACUGGUCUGCAGCUCACUGUCUGUGGAAAAAUUUUGU